AUGACCGCUCAAGUGGGAUUCUUCCCCUUCAUGGGCUUCAUCGUCCUCAUUGCUGUCGUCCUGGGAAGACACUCGCCUUCUGUUGGCGUCAGCACCGCUCUCAAGGUUCUUCUACCACUGGCCACUGUCUUGUACACUCUAUAUUACAGUUGGAUCUACCCUUUGUAUGUUUCGCCAUUGAGGCACAUCCCCACUGUCCCCGGCUUCCCGCUCUGGGGUCAAUUCCUCACUAUCAUUACCACCGAGGUUGGUGUCGCACAGAGAGAAUGGCACCAGAAGUAUGGUCCUAUUGUGCGAUACUUCUUUCCCUUUGGCAGUGAGCGCCUUUCUGUGGCCGAGGACGACGCCAUCAAGCAGAUGACGGUCCGGAAUCCGUACAACUAUCCCAAACCUGACCGAGCGAGGAAGUGGAUGAGGCCGGUCCUUGGAGAAGGCACGUCAAAGAAGCAGACCUGCUCCUUAUGCGUCUGA
Capronia coronata CBS 617.96 is the source of this 471-nucleotide messenger RNA. RefSeq lists its product as uncharacterized. The record is from RefSeq and is a predicted model, not a curated record. Lineage: Eukaryota; Fungi; Ascomycota; Eurotiomycetes; Chaetothyriales; Herpotrichiellaceae. The transcript has a single exon. Gene Ontology annotation, molecular function: monooxygenase activity; oxidoreductase activity, acting on paired donors, with incorporation or reduction of molecular oxygen; heme binding. The coding region runs from base 1 to 471 and encodes 156 amino acids.